AUGCUACAACGUGACAACUCCCCUUUCUUUGAAAUUUGCGUCACCCACGUACAUCGUCACGCCAUGGCUUCUUCGUGCAGCCCAACCUCAUGUCUCAACAUCAAAACACGUUUUCUCGUCCUCUCUGAUACCCAUGGCCACGAAAUACCACCGGAGUACUUUGAGCACCAGGCCGACGUAGCCAUCCACUGCGGCGACUUGACCACAGAAUCUAAAAUCGAAGAAUUUAGCUCCGCCAUCAACAUACUUCGCAGUAUAAAGGCCCCCCUCAAGCUGGUCAUUGCUGGCAACCACGACUUCACCCUGGAUAUCCCUAUAUUCCAACGGAAAGUCGCAGAGGUAAACCCACCCCUGGACCCGCAGUUAGUCAAAAGAGAAUACGGUGACUAUGGGGAGAUUAGGAAGUUGUUUAACCAAGCUGGCACAAGCGGCAUUGUUCUCCUCGACGAAGGCACCCAUCACUUUACUCUUGCAAACGGUGCAUCGCUGAAGGUAUAUGCAAGCCCCUAUACCCCCUCGCUUGGCGACUGGGGUUUCCAAUAUCGCCCUGAUACGGGCCAUAACUUUGAGAUUAGUAACGACGUCGACCUCGUUAUGACGCAUGGCCCGCCCAGGGGCAUCAUGGACACGACUUACUCGCGUGAGCGGGCCGGUUGCCCCAACCUCUUCGCGGCUAUCGCUCGCGCACAACCACGGAUGCACUUUUUUGGCCAUAUCCACGAAGGAUGGGGUGCAAAGAUGGUGGCAUGGCGGGAAAGAAUCAGCGUGGCGCCCUCGCAUCUCACCGACAUCGACAAUGGAAGAACUACAGUGGUUGACAAUCUUUCCAGGCUCAACCCUGGAACUCGAGUCCGCAAAACGAGCCUUUACGAGGUGUCCCCGGUCCUCUCGCAAUCAGGCUCUCAGACACUCUUUGUUAACGCCGCUGUUGAGGGCACUGAGGAGUCUCCGGUGCAACCGCUGUGGCUUGUUGAUUUUGGCCUUCCCCCUGCUGUAUAA
Molecule: messenger RNA, 999 nt
Organism: Aspergillus puulaauensis
Lineage: Eukaryota; Fungi; Ascomycota; Eurotiomycetes; Eurotiales; Aspergillaceae
Product: metallophosphatase domain-containing protein
Exons: 1
Coding region: 1-999 (332 amino acids)
Molecular function (GO): hydrolase activity
Source: RefSeq, a predicted model, not a curated record